Molecule: messenger RNA, 2639 nt
Organism: Acomys russatus (golden spiny mouse)
Lineage: Eukaryota; Metazoa; Chordata; Mammalia; Rodentia; Muridae
Gene: Orc1
Product: origin recognition complex subunit 1
Exons: 16
Coding region: 102-2639 (845 amino acids)
Biological process (GO): DNA replication initiation; mitotic DNA replication checkpoint signaling
Cellular component (GO): nuclear origin of replication recognition complex
Molecular function (GO): ATP binding; DNA replication origin binding; chromatin binding
Source: RefSeq, a predicted model, not a curated record
GGUAUACAAUAUACUAAAUUUAUUGUAUUUAAUUUCCAACAAGAGUGACUGUUUCCACAAAAGAAAUAUUAUUGAGCUGUAUCUUACAACCCAGCAGAGCCAUGCCAUCCUAUUUCACGAGGCAGAAGACCAGAAAAACUUUCUCAUGGGUUGGCAUGCCAUUUCUGGAUCGAAAGCAACAAUACCAAAUCUACAAAGAAAUAUGCAUGAAAACCAAUGAUUUUCCCACUGAGAUUUACAUCAAGGUUGGACAGUUUGUAUUGAUUAAAGGGGAUUCCAAUGAAAAGCCUUAUGUUGCUAAACUGAUUGAAUUAUUUGAAAAUGGAUCAGAAGUUCUACCAAGGAAAUGUGCCCGAGUACAGUGGUUUAUCCGAUUCUCUGAGAUCCCAGUCAUUAAAAGGCAUUUGUUAGGCCAUAAGCCUGCUGCACAGGAGAUAUUCUGGUAUGACUGUUCUGAUUGUGAUAACAAAAUUUAUGUGGAAUCCAUCAUUCGCCCUGUUCAGGUAGUGGCUUUAGGCCCAGAUGAAGUGAUCCCUAUGCAUCAGAAAAGUGAGGAGACAUUGUUUGUGAAGCUAUCUUGGAAUAAAAAGACGUUCAGACCGCUGGCACCAGAAGUACUUGCAGCAUUGAGGAAACCAGUAGAUACCCCCAAGUGCCAGAAACCUUUAAAAGCUGAGAUUAAGAGUGUAAAAAGCCGUCCUUGCAACACAACCGAACAAGUGGUCAAAAGGAUUGAAUCAAGUCACUCCACCUCCAAAUCUCACCAGACUCUUGUUCAUCCUGUCACCCCCAAAGCAAGGAAAACACUGGAACUUGGUGGCUUAAGCUUUUCUGGGAAGCCUAACAUGAGGCUGUCACAGAAGAUCUUACGUGACUCCUCGGAUCCCCAAAAACCAUCUAAAAGGAAAGCAGCCUUCUCUGAGAUCACCUCACCACCUAAAAGGUUUCAGCCUGGUGAAGUCAAGACCUCUUCGGCUUUGAAAACUCUGGGGGAAAAUGGACAGGAUCAACUCUCUUGUGCCAAAGGCCCAUCCAUUAUGACCAUGAAGCUCAGUGAUGGGCUACUUAGACCUAUCAGGAGCAAGUUGAAAUCGUCAGUGGUGCCUUGUGUGGUUCUGACACCAGAACACAUUGGGAGGGAGGCAAAAGGACAAGAAGCUCACAAAGAACCCGCCUGUGCUUCCCAUCACGUGCCUAGGAGGAGUUCUCUCUUGACUUUGAAUCGCAUUAAGCAACAGCUUUGUUUCCUAGAUGGUGAUAAAAGUGACCAAGAAGAGGAAGAGUCCGUGUCCUCCUCAUCUGAGGUGUCAGACUGCACUAGUGAGGAGGAAGAUGAUUUUAUUCCCUCUCUUCCAAAGAGAAAUCCCCAGCGGCCAUCCAGGAACUGGGGAAUGGCCUCUAAGCCAUCAUCGGCGACCCCCUCCAAGACAGCGAAGAAAACUGUAAGAAAUCAUCAUCAUGCCACUCCUCAGAUCCGAGACAGAAACCUCGCUGUCCAGGAACCAGCUAAUGUGCUUGAAGAGGCCCGGCUGAGGCUGCAUGUUUCUGCUGUGCCUGACUCUCUUCCCUGUCGAGAGCAGGAAUUCCAAGACAUCUACAGCUUUGUGGAAAGUAAACUUCUUGAUGGGACUGGAGGGUGUAUGUACGUUUCUGGGGUCCCUGGGACAGGGAAGACAGCCACUGUGCAUGAAGUCAUACGCUGUCUGCAGCAGGCAGCGCAAACAAAUGAUGUUCCUCCCUUUCAAUACAUUGAGGUCAAUGGCAUGAAGCUGACAGAGCCCCACCAAGUCUAUGUGCAGAUUUUACAGAAACUGACGGGCCAGAAGGCAACAGCUAGUCAUGCAGCAGAACUGCUGGCAAAGCAAUUCUGCAGCCGAGGGUCCCAGCAGGAAACCACUGUGCUGCUCGUGGAUGAGCUUGACCUUCUUUGGACUCAUAAGCAAGAUGUAAUGUACAACCUCUUUGAUUGGCCUACUCACAAGGGAGCCCGGUUGGUAGUCCUGACCAUUGCCAACACCAUGGACCUGCCGGAGAGAAUCAUGAUGAGCCGUGUGUCUAGCCGACUGGGCCUCACCAGGAUGUCUUUCCAGCCCUAUUCUCACAGCCAACUGAAACAGAUCUUAGUGUCCCGACUCAAGCAUUUGAAGGCCUUUGAGGAUGAUGCCAUCCAGCUGGUAGCUAGGAAGGUAGCAGCCCUCUCUGGAGAUGCCCGCCGCUGCCUGGACAUCUGUAGGCGUGCCACAGAGAUCUGUGAGCUUUCCAGUCAGCCUGGUGACUCUUUGGGCCUGGUGACUGUGGGCCACUUAAUGGAAGCUAUAAAUGAAAUGUUCUCCUCAUCCUACAUCCCAGCUAUCAAAAACUGUUCCGUCCUGGAACAGGGCUUCCUGAGAGCCAUUAUCGCAGAAUUCCGCCGAUCAGGACUAGAGGAAGCAACAUUUCAACAGAUAUACAGUCAGCACGUGGCUCUGUGCAGGAUGGAGGGACUGCCUUACCCUACCAUGUCAGAGACCAUGGCUGUGUGCUCACGUCUGGGUUCUUGCCGGCUCCUCCUGGUGGAGCCCAGCAGGAAUGACUUGUUCCUUCGAGUGAGACUCAAUGUCAGCCAGGAUGACGUGCUGUAUGCUCUCAAAUUAGAGUGA